UCGGAGCCGCGGCGCGGACUCCCGGGUGCCCUGCAGGUGCUGGUGUGGCCGCACCGGCAGGCUGGUUCGCUUCCCUGACGCCGGGCUAGGGGCCUCGCCCGACGUGGAAAACGUAACCGUACAUUUGUGAGGCCCUGGCUCUAUUCCUCCCGCCUGUGCUGUUUUUACCUAUGGACGUGGACCCUGGGAAGCGCAGCGCACCGCAGGCCAGACAACCCAUUGACCAAUGAGCAAGGAGGUGAGGUCAUUGAGUGAGUCAGAGGUGCAGCUCUGGGGAACAGAAGAGGAUGACAUGACGGAAGGUGAUCUAGGGUAUGGCCUUGGAAGAAGACCCGGUGGGAUUUAUGAAGUGGACAUUUCACACCUACUUACAUCUAGAAAAAGAUCAGAUGGGAAAAACUUUAGCCCUCCUCCACUUCCAAGCAAGGGGGAAGAAAGAAGUGGAGCCAUUUUUCAGUACUCCAAGCACAAGAGUUUGCAAGAUAGACAUCCUCAAGGGUCCACAAUUGCCAAUUACAGACGACAAAGCAGCACUGAUUCUAAUUCAGAAUUGUCAAAUGAAGAAUUAAGACAGUGUCUUCAUGAAACUUUAGAGGAAGUAGAAAUUUUAAAAACUGAACUUGAAGCAUCUCAAAGACAACUUGAAGGUAAAGAGGAAGCAUUGAAAAUUCUUCAGAGCAUGGCAGUACUUGGCAAAGCCACAAGUCACACCCAGGCAGUGCUUCAAAAAACCAUGGAACAAAAGAAAUCCUUGGAGAAGGAAAUAAAUGCCUUGCAGUGGGAGAUAGAAUUUGAUCAGAAUAGAUUUAAAAACAUAGAAGAAUCUUGGAUGCAAAAAUAUGACAGACUAAACUGUGACAAUGCCAUCCUCAAAGAGGAUUUGAAAGUGAAAACAGCAGAAAUUAAAACACUGAAGUCUGAAAAUGCAGUUUUGAAUCAACAGUAUUUGGAAGCCCUCGCCAUGCUUGAUAUUGAACAGCAGAAAAUUGCUCAGGAAAACAUAUGCCAGGAUAAAAGUGGCUUUACAGAGGUAUCAAGUCUUGAGCUGGCAGUCCUCGGAGCCUGCCUGUGUCACGGCCCUGGAGGGAGCCCCUGUUCUUGUGCUAAAAUGGCGGCAUCCACCCGGAAACUGGUUCUUCAGCUCAAACACGAGCUGGCACUUUUGCAGAAGAGUAAAGAAGAAGCUUACGUAAUGGCAGAUGCAUUCAGAAUUGCAUUUGAGCAACAAUUAAUGAGGAAAAAUGACCAGGCAUUAAGAUUGACGCAAAUGGGUAAAAUAUGUAAAAAAGCAACAAAAUGGAUAAGUUGGAGGCACCCUAAAGAGGAUGGAUAUUCAUCUCUAAGGAGUAAGAAGACCUUAGGGCAGAAACUAUUGAGUAUGCUCCCUUCAGAGAAUGACUCUAAGAUGGCUGAAGACCUGGACAACCCUCAGGAAGUCUUGAAGAUGCUAAUAGAUUUGUUGAAUGAUAAAGAGGAAGCACUGGCUCAUCAAAGAAAAGUCAGUUACAUGCUUGCUCGGGCAUUGGAAGACAAAGACACUGGCUCAAAUGAGAAGAAAGAAAAAUGUCCUAUGAAAGAGAACGCCCCAUUCAAGAACUCCUGGCAUAAAACUUCAGAAUUCUCUGUUUUGCAUGAUCCUGUACAUUCAGGUUCCCAAAUCUUUGAUUCCGUGGGUUGCAUUCGUUCAGUUCAGCACCUUCAAACAGAUCUAAACUACUCAAAAACUCUUAAACGGUCCCGUUCUUUACCACUGAGUAUCAUAUUCUGAAAACAAACCAGAUGAAAUUAGAACUGAGAGCAGUUAACGUCAAGAGAUUUUGGGCUGGAAGUGUAGCUCAGUGAUGGAGUACUUGCCUAGCAUGGGCAAGGCUCUUCAUUCCAUCCCCAGCACAUGAAAGAUCCUUUGAAAAGGCACAAAUAUUGCUACAUCUUGAAAAGUUGUAU
Molecule: messenger RNA, 1944 nt
Organism: Castor canadensis (American beaver)
Lineage: Eukaryota; Metazoa; Chordata; Mammalia; Rodentia; Castoridae
Source: RefSeq, a predicted model, not a curated record